CUGACUUUGCCAAAUUGUCAUCCCAUGAAAACAGGAAUAAAAUUUACAAAUCUAUAUGUUUCUCAGUGACCCAUUAGCUCAUUUUUUCUGGCAGUUUCAAGAAGCUCAGAUUCAAGGAAGGAAGGAAAGUUGAAAUAUUAAAGCUCUUUUUUUUUUUUUUUUGUCUUUCGGAGUAUGUUUGUUUAGGGUUUUGAAGGUCAGAUUUGAAGCUGCUGCUUCUUCUGUUUCUUACUGGUAAUGGAGUUGAACAAGCUUAUCAGGUUUUAUACUGAUGGGAAACGACAGAAAGAAACUCCAUGGGGAAACAAUGAUCGUUCAUUUCUUGAAAAGUCAUCUUCUGGGUACAAGAUUUCAUUUUCUUCAGUGCUGAAACCGGAGAAUGGGAUGGUCGGGGGAAGAAAUCGACUUCCUGACAUAGGAAAAGUUGGAAGGUCAAAGGUUUUUCCACAGGGCAAUUUACCAUGGUACAAGAAAAUUCUUGAUCCUGGCAGUGAGAUUGUGUUACAAUGGAACUGGGUUUUCAUUGUUUCGUGCUUGGUAGCACUUUUCAUUGACCCAUUGUAUUUUUAUUUGCCUGCUGUUGGAGGGGAUUUAAGCUCUUCAUGUGUAAAGACAGAUACAAACUUGCGGAUUGUUGUUACGUGUUUUCGAACUGUUGCUGAUAUUUUUUAUUUGUUUCACAUAAUUAUAAAGUUUAGAACAGGUUAUGUUGCACCAAACUCAACAACCAGAGUGUUUGGAAGGGGUGAACUUGUAAUGGACCCCAAGAAGACUGCUCAGAGGUAUCUUAGAUCUGACUUCUUCAUAGAUCUCAUUGCAACCCUACCUCUUCCUCAGAUAGUUAUCUGGUUUAUCAUUCCGGCAACAAGAAGUCCUCAAACUGAUCAUUACAACAAUGCCCUUGCACUAGUUGUUCUUCUUCAGUACAUUCCCAGAUUAUAUUUGAUUUUUCCAUUAAGUUCUCAAAUUAUUAAAGCAACUGGAGUUGUCACAAAGACUGCCUGGGCGGGUGCUGCCUACAAUCUUCUCUUGUAUAUGUUAGCUAGCCAUGUAUGUUAUCUUUAUAGCUUUAUUAUUAGCCUUUUUCUCUGCUUUUUUGUUUGUGUGUCCGUUUUGCUCUCUUUGACUGUGACUAGCUGGGUAUUCUUUAUUCAAUUUCCUCUCAUCCCUUCUGUCAGUUUUUACAAAAAAAGAUGCCUAUUUAUUCAGGUCAUAGGGGCGGCAUGGUAUCUGCUCUCUGUUGACAGGUAUACUUCAUGCUGGAAGAAAAUUUGCGGGAAGGAAUUUGCUCCUGUCAGAUGCAGUUUAUACUAUUUAGAUUGUGACACUUUUGGCCUUAAUGAUCGCAUGAUGUGGGCAAAUGGCACUGCUGUUUUCAGGAACUGUGAUCCAAGAAAUGAUAUUGAUUUCCAAUAUGGGAUAUUUGAAAGUGCAGUAAAAAAGAAUGUAACCUCGACGGGCUUUCUUGAGAAGUAUUUCUAUUGCUUAUGGUGGGGCCUACAGCAACUUAGUUCCUAUGGGCAGAAUUUGUCAACUAGCACAUUCAUUGGGGAGACAUUAUUUGCUAUACUUAUUGCUAUCUUGGGUCUUGUUCUAUUUGCCCACUUGAUUGGCAACAUGCAGACAUAUUUGCAAUCCCUAACAGUGAGACUUGAGGAGUGGAGACUUAAGCGAAGGGACACUGAGGAGUGGAUGACGCAUCGCCAACUCCCUGAAGAUUUAAGACAUCGUGUUAGACGUUUUGUUCAGUAUAAGUGGCUUGCAACUCGGGGAGUUAAUGAAGAAGCCAUCUUGCGUGGCUUACCUGCUGAUCUUCGUCGUGAUAUUCAACGCCACUUAUGCUUGGACCUUGUUCGACGUGUUCCCUUCUUCUCCCAGAUGGAUGAUCAGCUGCUUGAUGCAAUAUGUGAGCGACUAGUAUCGUCCUUGAGCACCGAAGGUACCUAUCUUGUUCGUGAGGGUGACCCUGUGACAGAGAUGCUCUUCAUUAUUAGAGGCAGAUUAGAGAGUUCUACUACUAAUGGUGGUCGAACUGGUUUCUUCAACUCAAUUGUGCUGAGACCUGGAGAUUUUUGUGGAGAGGAACUACUUGCAUGGGCUUUGCUACCAAAAUCCACCAUGAACUUGCCCUCUUCAACUAGGACAGUCAGAGCUUUAGUUGAGGUUGAAGCGUUCGCACUAUGUGCUGAAGAUCUCAAGUUUGUGGCCAACCAAUUUAGACGACUCCAUAGCAAGAAACUACAGCACACCUUCCGGUUUUACUCCCAUCAUUGGAGGACAUGGGCAGCCUGCUUCAUACAGGCUGCUUGGCGUCGGUACAAAAGGAGGAUGAUGGAAAACAAUCUGACCAUAACAGAAUCAUUUGCUUUGGAUGAAAAAGAGGAUGAUGAGUCUGGACAGGAGGAAGAGAAAAUGUUAACUGCCGUCUCCAAUCCUUCUCAGGCAAAACUGAACCUUGGAGUCACAAUAUGGGCAUCAAGGUUUGCGGCAAAUACUAGGAGAGGAGCUCAAAAGAUCAAAGAUGUUGAGAUGCCAAAAUUACAAAAACCAGAAGAACCUGAUUUUUCUACUGAGCCUGAUGGUUAGUGAUUGUUUGCAUUAUGUAAGAGUAUAUAUUUGCUAAGCUUCUCAGACAUUUUCAGUACAAUAAAAGGUGAGAACCACCUCAUAGUUAGGAUGUGAAAUUCCAGAUCUUGAACAGCUUUUGCAAGGUGCAAACCUUACUAAUCGGGUAUUGGAGGAGAAUGCAGGAGAAAGUUAUGUUGUUCAUUACUGUAUGUUAUUUAUUAUCAGAUAUGUGUGGUUUCAUCAAAUUCAAGCCGAGUCUAAUCCACGAGCCUUGGAAAAUACUGAGAUGUUAACAAAUUGGUUUGAUGUAAAGGGUUGGAGAUCAUUCUGAUUCUCCUAUAUGAAUUGACAAAAUAAUAUUUACUCAAAAAAUGCAACUGACUUAAUGAGUUUACAGGCAUUUGUCUAGAAAAUAUUCUCUCUUGAUUGGCCCAUCUAAAUAGAUUUAUUUAUUUAUAUCGAAUUUAAUGAAUUUAUAAAAAAUUAUUUUUCA
Durio zibethinus is the source of this 3061-nucleotide messenger RNA. Lineage: Eukaryota; Viridiplantae; Streptophyta; Magnoliopsida; Malvales; Malvaceae. The record is from RefSeq and is a predicted model, not a curated record.